Messenger RNA from Geosmithia morbida, 2484 nucleotides. Its product is annotated as ATP-binding cassette, subfamily D (ALD), peroxisomal long-chain fatty acid import protein. Gene Ontology annotation, cellular component: peroxisomal membrane. Gene Ontology annotation, biological process: very long-chain fatty acid catabolic process; fatty acid beta-oxidation; long-chain fatty acid import into peroxisome. The record is from RefSeq and is a predicted model, not a curated record. The transcript is spliced from 4 exons. Bases 1 to 2484 code for a protein of 827 amino acids. Gene Ontology annotation, molecular function: long-chain fatty acid transmembrane transporter activity; ATP binding; ATP hydrolysis activity. Lineage: Eukaryota; Fungi; Ascomycota; Sordariomycetes; Hypocreales; Bionectriaceae.
AUGGCGACGCAAUCAACCCUCCGUCAGCCUGCGGCUCAAGACGCACUUGCCGCUUUCAUACAGGAAUGGUCCGCCAAGCUGCGUACACGGCUCCGGUCCACAUCGAGGCUCACACGGGUUCUUGCGACGCUAUUCCUGGCCACGUCCAUUAUACUGGGUGCUGAAGGAGGCAGGCGGUUGUGGAAGAACCGCCGGCUUGAGCGCGAGCAAGGCCGCAAACUGGUGCGCACAAACUCGUGGCUCCACAACAAGGACGGCUCGCGCACAAUCUACGUGCCUUACAAGGACGGCACCACCAAGGUCGUCAUUCACAAUACAAAGCCUCUUACUUUUGAGGCCCACCGUCGCCUGUUUCUCAACCCCCCGCGAGUGUCUGGGCUGGGUGACGGCACCGUCCCCUCGGCCCAGACGAAGCCGGGUCUCAACCUCGCCUUCCUGCACCAGUUUCUCAGCCUUAUGAGUAUCAUGAUCCCACGCUGGUCGAGCAAGGAGGCCGGUCUGCUCCUCAGCCAUGGCGUCUUCCUCAUGCUCAGGACGUAUCUGUCGCUCGUGGUGGCGCGCCUCGACGGUGAGAUCGUGCGCGACCUCGUCGCAGGAAAUGGCAAGGCAUUUAUGUGGGGCAUCACAAAGUGGUGCGGCCUGGGAGGAUUCGCCUCCUAUACAAACGCCAUGAUCAAGUUCCUCGAGUCCAAGGUGUCCAUCGCAUUUCGGACUCGUCUGACACGGUAUAUCCACGACCUGUACCUCAAUGACAACCUCAACUACUAUAAGCUGUCCAACUUGGAUGGUGGUAUAGGCCAGGGCGCCGACCAGUUCAUCACCCAGGACCUGACCCUCUUCUGCGCCUCGGCGGCCAAUCUGUACUCGUCACUUGGAAAACCGUUUGUCGACCUCUGUGUCUUCAACUUCCAGCUGUACCGGUCUCUCGGCCCACUAGCCCUGACGGGUCUCCUGAGCAACUAUUUCCUGACGGCGAGCAUCCUCCGGCGGCUGUCCCCUCCCUUUGGCAAGCUCAAAGCCGUGGAGGGUCGUAGGGAGGGGGACUUCCGCAGUCUGCACGCGCGUCUCAUUGCUAACGCCGAGGAGGUGGCCUUUUACGGUGGUGCUGACAUGGAGAAGACAUUCCUCAACAAGGAAUUCAAGUCGCUUAAGAGUUGGAUGGAAGGCAUCUACAUGCUUAAGAUCCGUUACAACAUUCUCGAGGACUUUAUCCUGAAGUACAGCUGGAGCGCCUACGGCUACCUGCUCGCUUCGCUGCCAGUAUUCCUCCCCGCUUGGGGUGGUGUUGGCGGCGCUGCCGAGAUGGCCGGUAUCUCGCCCAAGGCCAGCAGCAGCAGCAGCGGCAGCGGCAGCGGCAGCGGUAGGGAACGUAACCGCAUGCGCGAGUUCAUCACUAACAAGCGUCUCAUGCUGUCCCUCGCCGACGCCGGUGGCCGCAUGAUGUACUCGAUCAAGGACCUCUCGGAGCUGGCAGGUCACACGAGCAGGGUGUACACGCUCAUCUCGACGCUUCACCGGUCCCACGCCAAAGCCUACUACCGCCGCACUGGGCAGAAUGAGCUCUACUCCAUGUCUGAUAUCCAGGGGACUAUCCAGAAGGGCUUCGACGGUGUGCGAUUUGAGCACGUCCCCGUUGUGGCGCCGGCGCUGUGGCCACAGGGUGGCGACGAAAUGCUCGAGUCGCUGUCUAUGGUAGUUCGUGGUGGCGAGCAUCUCUUGAUUUCCGGACCCAACGGUGUGGGAAAGAGUGCCAUUGCUCGCAUCCUUGCCGGCCUGUGGCCCGUCUACCGCGGCCUGGUUAGCCUACCCAAGGACAUCGGCCAGGACGGCAUCAUGUUCCUUCCCCAGCGGCCGUACCUCAGCCUCGGGACACUGCGUGAUCAGGUCAUCUACCCGGAUGGGCACGUCGACAUGAAGGCCAAGCACAAGUCAGAGGACGACCUGAGGAGGGUGCUCGAAGAGGCCAAGUUGGGCUACCUGCCCGAUCGUGAAGGAGGGUGGGACACUCGCAAGGAGUGGAAGGAUGUCCUGAGUGGUGGCGAGAAGCAGCGCAUGGGUUUCGCACGUCUGCUGUACCAUGAGCCCAAGUAUGCCAUUAUUGACGAGGGGACUAGUGCCGUGUCUAGCGACGUCGAGGGCUUGCUGUAUGAAACGUGCAAGGAAAAGGGAAUAACCCUAAUCACCGUGUCGACUCGCGCAUCAUUGAAAAAAUACCACCAGUUCAACCUCAUCCUGGGCCAGGAAGAUAGCCCGGAAGGGUGGGAGUUCGAGCGCAUCGGUACAGAGAGGGAGAAACUUCAGACGGAAAAGGAGCUGCAGCUUCUCCGGGAGAGACUAUCCAAGGUGAAUGAAUGGGAGAGGAGGAGGAAGGAGAUUGAGGAGGAGCUGGCGUCAGUGUGGACAGAGCGCAGUGGGGCAGAACCGCUCGAGGCACCGGAUUAUGUGGAGGAGACGGAGAAGGAAACGACUGAGGUGGAAGCGUAG